UAACAUUGAAUCUUUCAUAUUAACCAUAUACAUGUAACAUAAGUAUUAUAUAGUUGUAAAUAUGUAAUUAUCAAUUUAAUAUUAAUGUUAAUGCCCUCACAUGCGUGCGGACGGUCCACCUAUUCUUCUUUUAUAUAAGCAGAUAUCCAAUGAUACUAUCAAUGCAACACAAAUCGAUUUAUUUGCCGACGUCUUUCUCAACUCACCGGUAAACUGUACAAGGGGUUGGUGCUGCAGAUCGAUAGUAGGAGCUACUAUACAAAGAUCUGAAGGUUACUAGGGCUAUACUAAAGUUGUUAUGGAUGAUGUUCUUUAUCAGGUUUUAUUUGGUCAUAGUAAAACAACUUGUUUAUAUUUCUAUUUCCAUAAGUGAUAUAUUUAUAGAAACAUCUUAUUGAAUGUUAAUCAAUCAAUGAUUUAAAAUCAAUUGUCAAUGUUUUAUUAAUAAAAUUUAAAAUUUAAAUAUUAUUUUAGUUGGUUGAAUUCUAAAACUGGUUUCAAAUCAUUUGUUUUGGAGUCUCGUUAACAAAUGAUUUAAAAUCAGUUUUAAAUACAAAAAACUUUAAAAUCCUUUGAAGUUGAAUAAUACUAGAUUUUAAAAAUUAGAUUUAAAUCAUUCAUUGAAUAACAACAAUUUUUAAAUUAGAUUUAUAAAUAUCAUAUCUAGCAAUAUUAGAUUUUAAAAAUUAGAUAUAUUCACUGAAUAACAAAAAAAAUUAAAUUAGAUUAGUAAAAUAUCAUACCUAGUAAAACUAGAUUUUAAAAUAGAAUUUAGAAUCAUCAUUCGAAUAACCGCAGAUUUUGCUUAGAUUUAAACUCUAUUAAUUUAAUAACACUAUUAGGGUUUUGUGAUUUAAACUCUUAUUAGAUUUUUAUUUUUCUUAUAUAGAAAAAAUCCCAGCUAUUUCAAACAGAGAGAUAGUGACUUAUUGAAAAGUAAAAUGAUGAAAAGAAAAUGCUGAGAAUUGUUUGGGUGUAAUUGAUUGAUUUCUCAUAACAGGUGGCUAAGGAAACAAUUUUCUAUUAAGUUGACUUGACCAUAAACCUCUCAUUUGCUCAUCCUCUUCCUCUUGCGUACUUGGACCAUCAUUCUUUCAAAGACUUAGUCUUCCCUUUCGUCUCUCAGUGACAUGGUAACAAAGUAACCACGUCCUUAUCCUUCUCUUCUCUCUCCAUGACAAAGAAAAGCAAUUUCGUCGAAUUGGAGAAAACACACAUCUUUUUUUUUGUUGUUGUCUCUCUACUCAUUCACACCCGGUUUUAAACGGUAGCUGUUGUCCGAUCUCUAUCCAUCAUCCUCUACUGUGUCUUUUCUUGUAAAGCACUCUCUGUUUUUAGAUUCACACCCUCUUUUUUUGUUCUUUAGAUUUGACUUGUGUAAAAACCCUGAAAACAAGAAGUGUAUAAAACAGAGAUACUUGUCUAAUAUAAUUGAGAAAAAAAAAAAGAGUUCGGCUUUUAAAUAUUGUUUGUCGGUAUGGGGCUUUGCUGGUCUUCUUCAUCUAAAUCUCCUUCAACUGCAACAACAACACCUACCACUACUGGUAAUAUCAGUUCAGGUCCGUUUAAGUCAACGACUACAGAAACAUCAAGAAGUAACAUAUCCAGCACUAGUGGAUUCUCUGCGGGAAGUGGUGGAGAUGCUUGCCCCGAGGGUCAGAUACUUCCCAUUCCCAAUCUAAGGAUAUUCAGCCUUGCAGAACUUAGAGCUGCAACCAGGAAUUUCAAGUCUGAGAAUGUUCUGGGAGAAGGAGGGUUUGGGAAAGUCUUCAAAGGCUGGCUUGAAGAGAAAGGGCCUGGGAGUCACAGCACUGGAACUGUGAUUGCUGUCAAGAAACUUAACUCCGAAAGCUUCCAAGGAUUUGAGGAAUGGCAAUGUGAGGUGAACUUUCUUGGGAGGGUUUCUCAUCCGAACUUGGUGAAGCUGUUGGGAUACUGCUUGGAAGGUGACGAGUUGCUUUUGGUGUAUGAGUACAUGCAGAAAGGAAGCUUAGAGAAUCAUCUUUUCCGAAAGGGUUCUGUUGUUCAGCCACUGUCAUGGGAAAUAAGGCUUAGGAUUGCAAUAGGAGCAGCUAAAGGCUUAGCGUUUCUUCACGCUUCAGAGAAGCAAGUCAUUUAUAGAGACUUCAAAGCUUCAAACAUUCUACUUGAUAGUUCAUACAACGCAAAGCUAUCAGAUUUUGGAUUGGCUAAGUUAGGCCCUUCCGCGAGUCAGUCUCACAUCACAACAAGGGUUAUGGGUACACACGGUUAUGCAGCUCCAGAGUAUGUUGCUACAGGUCACUUGUAUGUAAAGAGUGAUAACUACGGGUUUGGAGUCGUUUUAGCUGAGAUCUUGACUGGUUUACACGCACUUGAUCCUACCCGUCCCACCGGGCAACACAAUCUAACGGACUGGAUCAAGCCUCAUCUCUCUGAAAGAAGAAAGCUGAGGAGGAUAAUGGACCCUCGUCUAGAAGGAAAGUACCCUUUCAAAUCGGCUUUCCGAGUGGCUCAACUGUCUCUGAAAUGCCUUGAACCCGAGCCAAAGAACCGUCCAUCCAUGACAGAAGUGGUGGAGUCGCUAGAACUCAUUGUGGCUGCCAAUGAGAAACCGUUGGAACGAAGGACCACCAGAGCUUCCCCAACCGUGAGUAACCAACGAAGCCAUUAUCGCCGGGAACAUCUGUCUACAUUUCAACCGAGGCAUACCGUGGCUAGAGGUCACUAGUUUUGGUUGUUUUUGAACACUAGAUAUUCUUUUUUCCUCUCUCUCUCUCUCUCUGGUUUUGUAUUCGUUAAAAUGAUGAUUAGAAAACAAUUCAUAUGUAUACUAUAUGGAAUCAAAAGACAAGACAUAAGCAUAUGUUGUAACUAGUAAAUGUGUUGUUGUGUGUGUUUGUAGAUGCUUAUAAGAGGUUAAGAAAGUUUUGAAAUAUUAGUUAUCUA
Molecule: messenger RNA, 2928 nt
Organism: Brassica rapa (field mustard)
Lineage: Eukaryota; Viridiplantae; Streptophyta; Magnoliopsida; Brassicales; Brassicaceae
Product: probable serine/threonine-protein kinase PIX13
Biological process (GO): protein phosphorylation
Molecular function (GO): protein kinase activity; ATP binding
Source: RefSeq, a predicted model, not a curated record